UUUCAAUUCUCUUCGCCCUGGACUGCCGCUACUCUUGAAAUAACGGAAGGCAUCGUUACAUUUUUAGUUUUUAACAAGACGAGGUUGUUUGGUGCCCGCAAACAUUAAAACGCAGAAGUAGGUUUAUGUAUAAACUUAACAUCAGUUAGCCCUUUUUUCCCUUUCAGUAACUUUUCAUUCCUACAAUGAAGUUCUUGUAUGCUCAGUGUCUGAGAGAAGCCGCAGAAAUGCCUUGGCGCAGCGCUUGGAGACGUCAUGGAUUCCUGACUUGUGGGCUUCGCAGGAAAGCCCUGAGUCUCCGAGAUGGAGCCGGUCCAAGUUACCAUGGCGAGGCGAAUAAACAGGAGGAAACACUGAGGGAAUCCCGUUAUUUUACAGCAUUCAACCAUUAUAAACACGCAGAUCAGGGAAGGAAUCCGUCCUUCUUCUCUAGUAAUCCGCCGCACAAGAGCUCAUACCAUUACCUUAGCUAGCUAGAAGUUCUAUUACAGCACAUGCUUCUUUAACGUAAAGGCGUGUUUUAUUUCAUUUUUUUUUACUAUACGUCUAUACUUUUUUAUUUUUUAUAUGCAAAAUCCAACUAUGAAUUUUAUAAGAAGCCUCGUUUCUUGUUGCUGAAUUUUUAUUUGCAUUUUUUUUUUCGUUUUAAUUUUCUUCUUCUCCCAAAUGUUCAGAGAAUCCUGGAGACUGGCACAUUAUCACAUCAUGAGAUCCAUGGAUCAAGAUGAGCCAGAUAUUUCCUCUCAAAAAGCCAUCAGCCAUCCCUCUGGGGUGCCCUACCCCCACGAGGAGGCCUCUCACUACGCCAUCAAGCCCUGCAGCCCAUCCCAUUAUACUGAGCUUCCUCCAGAACACCUCGGUGGGUAUGGACAUUUGGAGAACAAAAACUACUUGGACCAAGGCAGGCCUGGGGGCCCCUCUGCCCUGAGCCCAAGAAUCGAGAUCACCCCAUCCCAUGAGUUCUAUCACCAGGGCCGGGAGUCCUUACAGGGGCACCCAUUCAACGCCAGUCCAAGGUCGACGUUACAAGUUGAUAACGUAGUGUACCGGGAACCCCAGUGCCUGAGCCCAGCAAGCAGCAACUCCUCCACCAGCUGGCAAUCGGAAAGCAACUACUCCCCCUGGGCCUCCCCCUGCGUUUCCCCCAACAACGGGCAAGCAGAAGACCUCUGCCCUCGCUUCCAGAACAUCCACACCAGCGGCUCUCCCCGGACCUCCCCCGGCACUUCGCCGCGGACCAGCAUCACCGAGGAAAACUGCAUGAGGCCGCGCUCCCCGUCUCCCCGUCCCGGCUCCCGCUCCACCUCCCCGCAGGGGAAACGGACCUACGACGAGUACAAGAACCCAAGCCUGACGGCCACCAAGCAUCGCUCCAGAAGCCCGUCUCCCCAGAACUUCACCGAGCUUACCCAGCCUCCCCCGACCGCAUCUUCGGCCUGGUCGGUCAGCCUCACCGACGCCAUGAAUGGCCUCAACAUUCCCCACAAGAUCGGCAAAACCAGCCAAGCUUACCAAGUUUACUCUCUGGACAACCCGCAGGAGGGAUACCAGAAUGUCUGCGAACAGGAUGUGAAGAGAAAGCCUUGCUCAGACGUAAGCUAUCUUGUUCCACCUACAAGCUGGACCAAACAGUUGGUGUCAGGAAUCCCUUUUUACAGCAUUCCUGUGGCUUCCCUGCCUCCUCUGGAGUGGCCUGUCCCCAGCCGAUCAGACCAGUUUGAGCUACACAUUGAUGUCCAGCCCAAACCUCACCACCGUGCCCAUUAUGAAACUGAGGGCAGCAGGGGGGCAGUGAAGGCACCGACCGGAGGGCACCCUGUUGUACAGCUUCAUGGCUACAGGGGCAAGGAACCGCUGGGGCUUCAGAUUUUCAUCGGGACGGCAGACGAGCGGAUCCUGAAACCACACGCCUUCUACCAGGUCCACCGCAUCACCGGCAAGACCGUCACCACCACCAGCUACGAGAAGGUGAUCGGCAGCACCAAGGUGCUGGAGAUCCCGCUGGAGCCCAAGAACAACAUGAAAGCAGUAAUUGACUGUGCCGGCAUCCUCAAACUGCGAAAUGCGGACAUUGAGCUGAGAAAAGGGGAAACGGACAUCGGCAGGAAGAACACAAGAGUGCGUCUGGUCUUCCGCAUCCAUAUACCCCAGCCGGGGGGCGCUGUGGUGUCUCUCCAAGUGGCCUCCAACCCCAUUGAGUGCUCUCAGAGAUCCGCCCACGAGCUCCCUAUGGUGGAGAAGCAGGAUACAGAGAGCUGCUCCGUCCUUGGGGGCCAACAGAUGAUCCUGACGGGGCAGAAUUUUACCUCGGAUUCCAAGGUAGUCUUCACAGAGAAGACACAUGACGGCCAGCAGAUUUGGGAAGUGGAAGCCACCGUUGACAAAGAUAAAAGCCAGCCUAACAUGCUGUUUGUUGAAGUUCCUCCAUACAGAGAUCCAUCCAUCUGUCGUACUGCCAAGGUGAACUUCUACGUCAUUAACGGGAAGAGAAAACGCAGUCAGCCACAGCACUUUGCUUACACCCCUCUGGCAGUUCCAGCCAUUAAAACGGAGCCCAUCGACGACUAUGAAUCCCAGCAGAUUAGGUUCACGGUGUCGCAGGCCCUGGGAGCAACGCAACAGCCUUACUACCACCACCGGGGCCUGAUCAACCCCGAUGGCUGUCUGGUGGCGAGCAUGACGUCCUGCCAGCAGGUGCUCUCCGGCCUGUCCGCCCCCGACUCCCAUUUCCAGCAGCAGAGCCCGGCCAUUGUCUACCCCCGGAACAAGAGCCUGAGCAGCAGCCCUGUUCUGUACCAGCAAGUGGCCCACAUGGGCUCUCCGGGCGGCGUCAUGCCCGAGCCUCACCGUUCGGUGCUGGUCCACACCGGCUCGCCGGCGCAGUCGUCCGCCCUCGCCCACCACCAGUCGGCCUCUCCCAACCAGCACCCUUCCUCCAUCAUCCAGUUCUCGCCCACCAACCACCAGCUCCGCGGCGGGGGUGGCCUCCAGGACCACCAGCACAUCAUGUACUGCGAGAACUACCCCUCGACCGCCACUGCCCGCUCCCCUGCUCCGCCCGUCACCCACGCCCAGCAGGUGAGCCCGAGCCAGUACUCCACGGUGAUCCAGCAGCAGCCCUACGUGCCCAAAAUGCCCAAGAGCCGGUCCCCUCCCGGCCAGAUUGACCCUCAGCGAUGCCCAGCAGAGGAUCAGAGAGAGACCCUGCCUGGACGGGUCACGGUGAAGCAGGAGAACCUGGAUCAAGCUUAUCUGGAUGAUGUAAAUGAAAUCAUAAGGAAGGAUCUGACUGGAGUGCAUGGCAGAGGUCAAUCAUAGAGGGACGAUCUGUCCGGAAAUCUUUUCUCGGCGAUGUUCCGCUGCGCGCCACCUUGGGGACAGCCCUCGUGCCAGAGCUAGCUUCUGCCUUCUCUCCAGCUGCAAACAGCCCUGGCCCGGGACCACCGCUCAGAACAAUGCAUUGGCAAGGAAAAAAAAAUUCGCUUCUGGCUGUGGCCGAGCUGUUCUGCAUGCCUCUUUCCUGCGAUUAUCACACAACUGCGCUCCACUGAGACAUACCCAUACCUGCCACGAACUGAGGUCAAGCAGUUUUUCCAUACGAUAUCUAUUGCUUUACAAUACUGUGACAUCUUUGUGCAUGUGUGACCCGAUGUUUAGCGUGUACUGUAUAUACAGUAUGUGUAUAUAUUUACACAGUGCAUACUGUAUAUACAAUGAAAGCAUAAGCCCUCAUCACAACAAAAGGCUAUUGAGGUUUACUAUUGAACAGGAAAGGUUAUUGGGGCCACGGCACAGAAUAUGGUGGAAACUGAAACGUCAGAAAGCGAAAAGGAAAAAGAAUAAAUUUGGUUGACUUCAAAUUGAGUAACAUACAGUACUGUCGAGGUGGGAAGGCGAUACCAUUCUUGCUAUUUUAAAGUUGUAGUUUUUUUCAUUAAGAUGUUUGUUGACAUAACUGGACAGCAAGCUACAGUUGCCCUCUUAGCUAAGUCCAUUCAGGGCAACUUGACAAUUCAUUCUUAAUUGGCAACCUAGCAUUUUUAUUUCUUCCAAGAAUUUGCCAUGAUAAAUGGAGUUAAUAAUGGAAGCUCUCCCAUAGCCCACCUCCUCAACCCACACCCAUCAAUACCAAACUGCCAGUGCAGAAGGCUUUAAGCUCAUUGUAUAAAAGAGCUGACUAUCUGUAGUUUCUCAAGACCAGUGGCUAAAAAAAAACAAAACAAAACUGGCUCUUAAGCCUUCAAAUAAUUUAACACAAACAGCGUUUUGUCUAUGUGUCCUGAAUACCAGUUAAAGGAAGAUUUGGAUAUGAAAGUCUAACUGAUAAUGAGACAUGCCUGUAUUCUAGUUGAAACACCUAUUCUGUUUCCAACAAUCAUUACAACACCAGCUGAACAAAUAGUUGUUACAGCCGCUGGAUGGUAUGGGUCUUUGGAACACAUGAACAAAGAUAUCACAUGAAUAUGUCCUGUGCUCACUUUGAUCAUGCUUUAAAGUUCUCUCCGACGAUAACAAAUGUAAAAACAGAAUCAUCGGUUUCUUUUAAAAGAAAUAUUUAUCUGGACCUUAGUAUUCAGCUUUGAAAUUUCUCCAGCUUCGGAAAGUCAUUCAAUGGCUGUCUGAGAAACAGCGAUGACAAACAUUGUUAACACCUCCGAACAUUCUGCCAGAAAAAAAAACAGAGGACAUCGAACACAGUGACAUGAAAUAAGAAGAAGGUAGAGGAAAACCUUUCUUUGGGUAAACUCUGUUUGAGUGCUUCUAGCAAAUGAGAAUUUUAUCAGCUGUUGUAAUUGAUGACAAGCACAGCCACAACCAAAAAAAAACUGGAUACUUCUGGCAGAUUUGUUUAUGAUAGUGACUUGUACAAACAUUCUUGGUAGAUAACGCAGUUUAUAUAUCAACCUUCUGCAGUGGACUAUCACAUGUCAGCAAUUGCUUUGUGCUACCAUAUUAGAAGAGGAAAGAUUGGAAAUUUGUAACAUUUUUUUAUUUAACAUUUUAAAGACUGAAUAAUAACUGAUACUUCCACCAAACUUCCUUCCAAAUAGUAAAAUCCUGUCUUUCAUUCUUAAACUUGAAGCUUUUUGAGUAACAUGUACAGUAAGGUAACAGUCCAGUUUUUUGGUGGGAUUUUAAUGUUUUCCUUUCUCAGAAAAAGUUUCAUAACACAUCUGUGUGGGCAAAAUAAUAAUUACUAAACUGGCAGUCCUCAAAAACAGUAGUAAAGCAAUUUUAGAUUUUAUUUUUAUAAAUAUUUACUCUUCUGUUUCAAUUUCAGAAGAAAUUACACAAAUUCAUUUCUGUGGAGGUUUCUUACACAUUUUAACCAGAAGCCUGCUUUGACUUUCCAAACAAAACUGCAGAAUUGUGACCUUACUGGACUGGGUUCCAAAAUAUUUCAAGUGAACUCAUACUUUUAAGAAAGUGCCUUAUUUGUAAAAUGAUUCCUUAUUGUUGUGAAUGUUUAUAUAAAACCGAACUCAAUAUUGUGACUCUGCUGUAGCAAAACAAAAUACAUGCUUAUGCAAAUAUCUACAUGAUACAUGAUUAGCAAAAAAAUCCCUUAGGUCAGGUCUUAUGCUAAAAACAAACUUUAUUCAUUCAAGUGCUUGAAAUAGAGAAAAAUGAGCAAAGUUAUUUUAGUCCUGCAACAAAUGUUACACUCAGCUAUCGUCAGCAAUACUCCCUGAAAUUCUUUGCUUUUUAUCUUACAUCUGAGGGACCAGUAUGCUGGAAAUAAUCUAAAAUGAAGCAUUGUUUAUUAAUCACGAAGCUUCUUAAUGUCUUCAAUAUGUUUUAACAGCCUGCAUUUCUGUCAUAAACUACAGAUAAUGAAAAAGUAAAUGUCCUUCUAAGCUGCCUUUUAUGUAUUUUAUUACACAGUUACCAUUAAUAUUGCACAUUGUAUUAUAGUGCUAGAACUGAAUGAAAAUUUGGAGCAAUAAUUUAUUGAUCAGCUAGAUGCUGAAAUUAAUCUACCAGUUGCUUGCACCUUUACUUAGCGUUAAUGCUAAAUGCAAUGCGUUUGAAUUGCAGUUUUUAAUUGUAGCUGAGGUUUUUAUUCCAGUGCCUUCAAAUGUUCUUGAGUACAGUAGAUAAAGAUUAGAAUUUUCUUCAUGUAGUCAUAUUUGAAGGUGAAUCUAAACUGCCAAAGAUUGUAAUCUAUUUAUUUUUUAAUGUUCAUUAUUCCUGACAACUGAAAUUUUUUUUUUAAAAGACGCCUACUUUAGUGGCAUUUUAAAUAUUUUAUUUAUGCCUGAAUGUCUAGUAUUGGCUGUUGGUUUGCUACAUAAGCCUGGACAGAGAGUACUUUUAGAACUGCUUCUGAUUUCUGAGGGGGCCUUGAUGAAAAGAUUUGUCAAUCGCAAGUUCAGUCUGCACACCACUUGUCUUUCUCAAAGUUGAAUAUGAAAGAACCGUUUGCAGUGAUAAACGGGAUUCCUGUGACAAUCUUACAGUUUGUGUUCAUUCCUUCCAAACGUUCAGUUUUAGGUGAAAUAAUAAGCACAGGGCUAUGCAGCUGAUAUAUUUGCCUUAGUAGAGUAUAUAUAUAUUGUAAAUAUUCAUAAAGAAGUUUAAAUUUAACAUAGUAGACACAUUGGAAAUAUAGUUGUGGGGGCUUUCUGAGCAGCUCAGACAGCAAGGGUGCUUGGAUGGGUGCAGGAAGAGCUCAGGGAUCAUGGGAUUAAGCCUUGGCUGAGCAUUACUGAAAGUGCUGUGGAGUUAGUUGGGCAGGGCCUUGACAACUCUCAGAAAAGCAGCAGCCUCCUGCGCUUCGCAAGGCAUGCAGCUGUCACUGAGGAUAGCAGCCCUCCUCCAAUUGGUGCCGAACCUCCAGCAUUGGGCGGUGUUGCUGGUGAUACAUGGCACAAAGGUGGACAGGUUGGAGGAGCCCUGUCUUCACUUCCUCAUUGUUCCCUGUGUGCGGUGACAAGGUUCGUAGAGUGAAAAACACAUUUUUCUCUUUCACAUCAGGUGGGUGUGCCAAAAAUAUUCGGCUAUUGUAAUGAAAAAAGGCAAAUUCAUAUUUCAGCAGAUGCACAUGAACGUUCAUUUCUAGCUUAAUGUAUUACAUUUAUACCGCAUUUGUCUGCUAAUACCAUUUUGCUGACAGUGUUAUACUUGGUUUCAGGACACAAAUUUGUUUAUUUUGUUAGUCCAAAGACAUCUUCAGCAAUUUGUCCCUCACUUCAUGUGGGUGAUGGCCUCUCUUGAACUUGAGGAAGCAGUGUUUUUCCUUACAUAUCUAAAUAUUUUGCUCUGGUGCUUUCCUGCUAUUGUAAUGAAGGAGUUUCAUAGCCAUGGCCUGCCAACUGUAUGUCUCGUAUUUUCCAUGCACUUCAAAAGAGUAAAUUCCAUUAAAGCCAGAGGUGUCCAGUGAUAGUUCAGCAGUAGUAAUAACAAAACAUUUCUUUACUUUUUGAUAAGACUUAAUUUUCUGUAUGAUGAAAACGUUAUUGAUUAGAGAUAAAAAUAUCAGUAAGAAUGUAAUUAAAUUGUUCAGUUGUUUUCAGAGGAUAUGUUUAAUACCUGUUGUUCAUUAACCCUACAUUAAAGGUAUUCUUCAUCUUUCAAAAAUCUUAGGAAUAGUCUAGUUAAUUAGUGGUAGGCCAGUCUUCAUGUAAAACAAUAACACCUCUUUGUACAAUAACUGCCUUUAAAAUAAAUGUUUAAAAGACACAUUCAGCACUUCACCACUCAGUCUAAACAGGUUCAAUCUGUAGGUCUGCUGGGCAUGUUCCUUACAUAUCUGAACACUGCUAAAGUAUGGUUUAGAAGAAGCCAUUUUACACACAUUUCUGUAAGUUGAAGGAGAUCGAAAACAUAUUUACCAAAGCAUUCAAAGUAGAAUUGGCGAAAGUGCCAGAAUUUUUUUUCUUUGAAUUAUUUGAUUUAAUAGUGGUAGAUAUUAUAUUUUUAAGUUGGGAGGGACAGGGGCUGAAUGUAAUUUUUCUAUCAUAGGAGUAAAGUCAUUUAGGCAUGUAUUGUUGUUUGUGUUGUUCUUUUGUAUUUCCUGUCUUAAAUGGCAUUUCAUAUAUAUACACGUUAUAUAUAUGUAAAUGACACCUUGAAAGCCAAUACUGUGUGAUUUCCAAAUCCUUAGAGAUUAAAAGAAGAUGUGGUCUAGAGAUUUAUUUCUGUUUUUUUGCCAUGGAGCCAUUCUUUAAAUGUACAGGAUUUAUUUUAAUAUACUAAGUGAGUCCCACCCUGAAUGUAGACAUUAUCCAUAAACUGAAUUGUGUUCCUUCUAGUGUAAAUAGGUGGCUGCUUAACUUUGUAUAAAAAAAGUUCUCAAAUACCUGUUUUUUAGAAGUGUGUAUGUAGUUAAAAGCAGAAAAGUGAUAUUUUUAUAAACUGCAUCAGUUGUCUGCAUUUCUUUCGUAAUCUUGGCCUUAAUAUUUUUUAUAUAUACAGUAUAUACAGUAUGCCAAAGCUAAUAGCAAUUUCACCAACUGUAAUAUUAAUCAAAAGUGACAUGUGGCUUAAAUGUAACAGAUUACAUUUUUGUUUUAAAUUUAAAGAAUGAGAAUUGUUAGCAAGUACCUAGCAAGGUUUAUAUAUUUCAUUUGAUGCAUUUAUUUUGCUAUGCAAACUAUACAGUUACUGCAGUUUUUUUGUUCUAAUGUAUUUCUGUUCUUCUGACAAUUUGGUGUUGUUGUUGCUGUUUUUUUUAACCUUAUGACUAUAUAAUUUAGCAAAUAAAAGGAAAUUAUUAAUUUU
Lepisosteus oculatus (spotted gar) is the source of this 8724-nucleotide messenger RNA. It is a transcript of the gene nfatc2a, whose product is annotated as nuclear factor of activated T cells 2a. Gene Ontology annotation, molecular function: DNA-binding transcription factor activity, RNA polymerase II-specific; transcription factor binding; RNA polymerase II cis-regulatory region sequence-specific DNA binding. The record is from RefSeq and is a predicted model, not a curated record. Gene Ontology annotation, biological process: cytokine production; calcineurin-NFAT signaling cascade; regulation of transcription by RNA polymerase II. Lineage: Eukaryota; Metazoa; Chordata; Actinopteri; Semionotiformes; Lepisosteidae. Gene Ontology annotation, cellular component: transcription regulator complex.